GUGAUGACCAGUGGGAAUCAGAAAAGAGUGACUGAGUUCCUCUUCUCUGUGUUCCCACACCUGCAUGAAGGUGCCCUCUUACUCUUUAUUCCCUUGCUUCUCAUCUAUGGAUUGAUCAUAACAGGAAACCUAAUGACAUUCAUUGUCAUCCAGCUGGACAUGAUCUUGAACACCCCCAUGUAUUUCUUCAUCAGUGUCCUCUCUUUCCUGGAGAUCUGGUAUACCAUGACCACCAUCCCCAAGAUGCUCUCCUGCUUAGUCAGUGAGCAGAAGACCACCUAUCUUGCUGGUUGCCUCAUGCAGAUGUACUUCUUCUACUCACUUGGUCUCACAGAAGACUGUGUCCUGACAGCAAUGGCCAUUGACAGGUACAUAGCUAUCUGCAAUCCUCUCCAUUACCCAACCAUCAUGACUCCCAAACUUUGUAUCCAUCUGACAGCUGGAUCCUGUCUCUGUGGCUUCCUCCUGCUUCCUGAGAUUUCAUGGAUUGCCACCCUGUCUUUCUGUGACUCCAAUCAGACCCAGCAGAUCUUCUGUGAAUCCACACCUGUGCUGAGCUUGGCCUGCACAGAUACAUCCCUGGUGGUCAUUGUGGAUGCCAUCCGUGCAGUGGAGAUCCUGACCUCCUUCCUGGUCAUUGCCCUAUCCUACAACCGGAUCAUUGUGGUGGUGAUUCUGGGGAUGCCCUCGGCUGAAGGCCGUCACAAAGCCUUUUCUACCUGUGCUGCCCACCUUGCUGUAUUCUUGUUGUUUUUUGGCAGUGUGGCUGUCAUGUACUUGUGAUUCUCAGCCACCUACUCAGUGUUAUGGGACACAACAAUUGCAGUCCCUUUUGUUAUCCUUGCUCCCUUCCUCAACCCCAUUUUCUAUAGCCUGAGAAAUAAAGAUAUGAAAGAUGCAAUUGGGAGGCUUAUCUUCUGCCAGAAGAGGGCUGGUGGGGUUGGGAGCUAUAUUGAGAUCCUAGAGAGUCUGUAA
This is a messenger RNA of Eubalaena glacialis (North Atlantic right whale), 975 nucleotides long. Its product is annotated as olfactory receptor 6K6. Gene Ontology annotation, cellular component: membrane. The record is from RefSeq and is a predicted model, not a curated record. NCBI's taxonomy places the organism in Eukaryota, Metazoa, Chordata, Mammalia, Artiodactyla, Balaenidae. Gene Ontology annotation, molecular function: G protein-coupled receptor activity; olfactory receptor activity. Gene Ontology annotation, biological process: G protein-coupled receptor signaling pathway.